Molecule: messenger RNA, 1523 nt
Organism: Argentina anserina (silverweed cinquefoil)
Lineage: Eukaryota; Viridiplantae; Streptophyta; Magnoliopsida; Rosales; Rosaceae
Product: ethylene-responsive transcription factor ERF061
Exons: 1
Coding region: 339-1283 (314 amino acids)
Biological process (GO): regulation of DNA-templated transcription
Molecular function (GO): DNA-binding transcription factor activity; DNA binding
Source: RefSeq, a predicted model, not a curated record
GUUUGAGCCUUCGGGCAUAGUAAUUCAACACUACUACUACUCUGAACAACCUCAGCAACAAAUUCAUUAAGACUCUCCUUCCUCUCUCUUCUCUCUCAGAUAGCCAAGGCCCCCUCCUCUUCUCAUUCCCCAUCUUCCUGUUUUGAAGCUCUGUUCUUCUUACUCUCUCAUUUCCAAGAUUCAUACUUUCCCCGAUCAUCAUUCACUUCUUCCUUGACUUUUGGUUCUGAAUCUCACUCACUGGGGAAAAAAGGACUCAAUUUUAGUUCCUUUUCCCACAUCUCAGUUCCAAUUUUCCGGGAAACAAAGCCCCUUUCUUUUUCCUUUAACAACCAAUCAUGGAAACAAUGCAAGAAAAUCACCUCCCUUUCGAGUUCACCGACCUCGACAUCCGGUCAUCCGUCUCCAAUCUCAUCUUAUCCGGCGGCACAAACACCUUGGACUCAAUCUUCUCCUAUUUCCCACAAACCACCACAACCGCCGCCCAUGUCUCCGAGCCACUCGGCUCCUCCGUCUACCUCCGCCAGCGUGACCUUCUCCAGAAGUUCAGCGACCAAACCCGCGCAAACGGCGCCGUUUCCCGCCUUCUGAACGAUUCAGUUCAACUCCAAAGCAGCUCCUCUUGCUCCACCACGUACCUGGCCCCAACGAAGAAGAAGCUCUACAGAGGAGUGAGGCAGAGGCAUUGGGGCAAAUGGGUCGCCGAGAUCAGACUCCCCCAGAACAGAAUGAGAGUCUGGCUCGGCACCUAUGACACCGCGGAGGCCGCCGCCUACGCCUACGACCGCGCUGCCUACAAGCUCCGUGGCGAGUACGCGCGCUUGAAUUUCCCCAAUCUCAAGGACCCCACGAAGCUGGGGAUCGCCGACGGCUCCAAGCUCAGCGCCGUGAAGGCAUCCGUCGACGCGAAGAUUCAGGCGAUUUGUCAGAAGGUGAAGCGGGAAAAGGCCAAGAAGAAUAAAGCCAAGAAAAACAGUAGCGGUUCGGUUAAGACCGAACAACAACAAGUGACCAAAGUGGAUUCUUCGACAUCUUCUUCCUCGUCGCAUUUGACUUACUACGACGGUUUGGGGCAGGAGUUGCUGUCUUCCGCCACAGGGUCGGAAGAUGGGUUCUGGAAGUGUGAGAUUGCAUCCACGCCGUCGGUCUCGAACGACGACGGUCCGAUGAGCGUGGCGAUGGCGGAGAUGGAGAUGAUGGAGGACUUGGAAUUUGAAGGGUGUUCACUUGCAAGAAUGCCUUCAUUUGACCCAGAGUUGAUUUGGGAAGUCCUUGCUAAUUAGAAACAGGCUUAGUUUUCUUAAUUUGGGUUUUAGAUUAAUGGUACUGGUGCUCAGUGUAAAUGCUACUGCACAAGAGCUAUGGUCUGCCUUUUUUUUUUUUUUUUGAGAAGAAGCUAUGGUCUUCCUGACAACCAAGGAAUUAAUAUGGUUUUAUCAUGUUUUGGGUCCCCUGUAAUUUCUGCCUUGUUUUUCUACCAGGGCACUUGCCAGUAGUGAUACAAAAUUCCAAGUUAUGAAUAA